UUGGUUAGGGAUUGGCACGUGUUGAGCAUGCGAGUGGUUAGAGUAUGUGUUAAUUUUAAUGUUUGCGCAGUUCUUAUAACGUGAGCUGACAUAAGCGACUGAAACAUGGAACCGAACGAACCUACACUGGAAACUCAUUUUAUGAGAUGUCUGCGAGAACUGUGCAAUCACAGUGAAGUAUUCCACACACAAUUCAGGCAGUACCUGGAUUACGAGGGGUUUACAGAGUCUGAUAAGGAAGCGAUAAUGACAGCCCUAUCUGAGUUGCUCCUUGCACCUGACUGCACUGUGGCUGUUGCACACUGUGUGCCCCAUCUUGUGCUGGAACUCCUCCUGCUUGCAGAGAACAGGGGAAGGAAUGGAACGUUAACACUGGAAGACAGAAUUCAUCAUCACAAACAGAUGUGUGUUGCUUUGGGGAAACUGGUGAAUUUUCACCCUGAUGCAGUCAGGUUUUCUUUACAGUAUUUUAAAAGCCAUCAUUCUCCAUUCCAUGACAUGACAGCUAAGUGUCUGUCAUCAAGUUCUGUAAAGAAAAGAAAAUUUUCUUCAAAGAAGACAAAAGUCACUGAUGUAACAGACUUGGAGAUUGUUGGUUGCUGUUACAGCCUGCUUCAGGCUUCAAGGGACUAUUUUAGUCAGUGCUGGAACUGGUCUCAAUUUAUGAAGCUGUAUGUGGGACACACUGAUGACUUCGUUUGUUGGUUAGCAUGUGAGUGUGUGGCUGAUGUUACUGGAAUGACAGAUAUACACAGGCAGACUUUUAUGAAUGUAUAUUUGUCUCCUGAAUCUAUUCGAGCUUCUACAGUUCGAUUUGACAGUCUUCAACCAAACUGUACUGAAUUGAAACAAGGCACUUCAAAAAGAAAAUCUGCACCAGAUGAAAAUGUUUGUCGAGCCUCUCACAUGGUUGUUUCUGUUUCUGGAAUCCAGUUGCCUGUUCUCAAUCCUAAAAGCCAGGAGAAAAAGGGCUGCCUUGUUCUUGUGAACUCGACGCUUGGAAACCUGAAGAGUUUAGCUUUGGCUGUUGCUUCUGGUAGAGCAGUAUGUCUGCAAGGACCUGUGGGUUCUGGGAAGACGUCUUUAGUGGAACAUUUAGCAUUAUUAACAGGUCGUAAUGCUGCACCACACUUCCUGAAGGUUCAGUUGGGUGACCAGACUGACAGCAAGAUGUUAUUGGGUUCUUAUCGAUGCACUGAUGUUCCUGGUGAAUUUGUGUGGCAGCCAGGAGUUCUGACGCAGGCUGUGACAGGUGGUCACUGGAUCCUGCUGGAGGACAUAGACUCUGCAGCUCCUGAUGUUGCAUCUGUCUUAGCUUCACUGGUUGAAACAGGAACACUGUCUGUUCCUGGCUACAGAGAUUGUGUCAGCAUUACUCCAGGCUUUCAGCUCUUCGUUACAAAACGGUUGUUGCCAAGUUUGAGUGGCUUCCACAGUCAGAUGCUCGGCUCCACUGAUUUCCUUGAAAAGCACUGGGUUCAGAUUAAUGUUGAACCUUUAUCCAGGCAAGAACUUGUGCAGAUUGUGGACACUAAGUUUCCAUUGCUGAAGACAAUUGCAAGUCGAAUUGUGGAAGUUUUCCUCCUUUUCUCAGUUGGAGAUCACAAUUCAACUUCACAGCAGGAAUUGGAAUGUGCAAGACUUGUUCAGGAUGUUCAGGUUAUGGGUGCUGGCCGACGGCUGACGUCCACAAGGGAUCUGAUAAAAUGGUGCACGAGAUCAGUCGAAGGUUUUGAUGUCUCAUCCCAGGAGUCUGCUCUCAAACUCUUCCAAGAUGCUGUAGACAUUUUCUGUUGUAGUGUCAUGAAUCCAGAAGCAAGGCUGAAGCUGGCCACAUCCAUUGGGGCUUGUCUGGGUGUAGUGAAAACCAAAGCAGACUAUUUCUGUAACAGUUACAAACCCAGUGUGAAGAUAAGUCAGUUGAGUUUUGUGGCAGGGAGGGUUUCGUUGCCACGACAAGUGGAGACUGUGACACUGCUGGAUAGUGCUGCAGGUGGCUUGAGCUUUGCUUUCACCCGUCCAGCGGCAUGCUUGCUAGAGCGGGUGGCUUGCUGUGUAGCGUGGAUGGAGCCUGUGUUGCUUGUUGGAGAGACGGGCACUGGGAAAACCUCAGCAGUGCAGUACCUGGCAGACAAGACAGGCCACCGUCUUGUUGUGAUCAACAUGAACCAGCAGAGUGACAGUGCUGACCUCUUAGGAGGGUAUAAACCAAUUGACCUCAAGUAUAUUGUUGGUCCAGUCCGGGAAGAAUUUGAGGCCCUGUUUCGAGGUUACUUCUCAGUGCAGAAGAAUGUCAGAUUUCUUGAGCAUGUUGCAACUUGUUUCAACUUACGUCAUUGGUCAACUCUUCUGAAACUGAUGAAGCACAGUCACAGUGCCGCAAUGAAGCGUUUAGUUGCUGAAGAUGCUUCUGGACAGAAGGGCAGUACAGACAGAAGGCUGGCAUGGCAGCAGCUUGGCCUGAAGUUGCUGAAACUGGAGACUCAGCUGAAGGCACAGAAUGCCCUAGCGUUUGCGUUUAUCGAGGGAAGUCUUGUGAAGGCUUUGAGAGAGGGCAGCUGGGUUUUGCUGGAUGAAAUUAAUUUGGCUUCUGCUGAGACGUUGGAAUGUUUGUCUGGUCUGCUAGAGGGCUCCACUCGUUCCCUUUACCUGCUGGAGAGGGGAGAUCAGGAACCGAUUCAAAGACACCCAGACUUCCGUUUGUUUGCUUGCAUGAAUCCUGCAACUGAUGUUGGCAAAAAGGAUUUGCCACCCGGCUUAAGAAAUAGGUUCACCGAAUUCUUCCUGGAUGAGUUGACUGAGAACUCUGACUUGACACUGCUGGUGGGAACUUAUCUGCGGGGCUUGUCCCUACCCAGUGUGAAGCUUGAGCACAUCGUUAAGUUCUACCUGAAUGUUAGAAAGGAGGCAGCAGGGAGGCUGACAGAUGGCACAGGACACAAGCCACACUACAGUCUGCGUACCUUGUGUCGGGCACUGAGUGUGGCCGCUCUGAACAAAUGUGGGUCUGUCCCACGGUCCCUGUAUGAAGGCCUUUGCCUUAGUUUUCUCACGCAGCUUGACAGCUCCUCCCAUCCUGAGGUUGAGCGGAUGGUAGCAAAAGCUGUUGUAGGCUCCGGAGACGUGAAGAGCAUACUGAAGCAGCCAAUACCACCCGAUUCAGACCAGUCUGUGUGCUUUGAAGGCUACUGGGUACCUCUCGGAAAGCUGGAACCAAAUGUUGAUGCAAAGUACAUAGUAACACCAUCUGUCAGACGCAAUCUCUGUGACUUGGUUCGAAUAGUGUCAAUUGGCCGUCAUCCUGUGCUUUUACAAGGAGAGACAUCUGUGGGCAAGACAAGUCUUAUUACAUACCUUGCCAAGGCUUCAGGAAAUCUCUGUGUUCGAAUUAAUAAUCACGAGCACACUGAUCUCCAGGAAUAUAUUGGAUCCUAUUCUGCAGAUGAACACGGCCAUCUUGUGUUCAGAGAAGGAGUGCUAGUCGAGGCAAUGCGAAAUGGCCACUGGAUUAUCUUGGAUGAGCUGAACUUGGCUCCAACUGACGUACUGGAAGCACUGAACAGAGUUCUUGAUGACAAUCGAGAGCUGUUUAUACCUGAGACACAGGAGACUGUAAAGGCCCACGCAAGCUUCGUGCUCUUUGCUACCCAGAAUCCACCAGGGCUGUAUGGAGGGAGGAAGAUGUUAUCUCGUGCAUUUCGCAAUCGUUUUGUGGAGUUACACUUUGAUGAGAUCCCAGCAAAUGAGCUGGUAACUAUUCUUCACAAGAGAUGUGACAUGCCUCUUUCAUACUGUAAGAAGAUGAUAGCUGUCAUGACAGAUUUGCAGUUACGUCGCAGAGGCAGUGCGGCGUUUGCCGGAAAACAAGGUUUCAUAACUCUUCGUGAUCUGUUCCGAUGGGGAGAGAGGUAUAGGCUCGCUAGUCAGAAGGAAGGAAUGCUGUAUGACUGGGAUCAGCAUAUUGCAGAUGAAGGUUAUUUGGUACUGGCAGGUCGAGUGCGGAAGCAGGAGGAACGUCACGUUAUUCAAGAAGUGAUCAAGAAACACAUGAAUAGAACUGUUGAUCCUGAUAACCUCUUCACUUUGAGCGAGAGGACAUCUCCAGUUACUCGCCCAAUCUUGGAGAAAGUUUUGGCUGAUCCUCUGCCAGGUUUUAACCAUAUUGUUUGGACAUACAACAUGAGAUGCUUAGCUGUUCUGGUUGGCAAAGCUUUUCAGUUCAAAGAACCUGUGCUGCUUGUUGGUGAGACGGGCUGUGGCAAGACGACGGUGUGCCAGAUGCUGGCGUGCAUUCAUAGACAGUCCCUCUACACUGUCAAUUGCCACAUGCACACAGAGAGUUCAGAUUUCCUCGGAGGACUUCGUCCAGUUAGAGACCGCACUAAGAACAUGGAAUCCGCAAGAUUAUUUGAAUGGGUUGAUGGACCUUUGAUUGAGGCGAUGCAAAGAGGUGACCUGUUUCUUGCAGAUGAGAUUUCACUUGCAGAUGACAGUGUUGUGGAGAGACUGAAUUCUCUUCUUGAACCGGAGCGCAAAUUGCUGCUCGCAGAGAAAGGCGGUGGGGAACUAGGAACUGACAAAUCCUGUGUUGUGACCGCAGCUCAAAAUUUUCAUUUCAUAGGCACAAUGAACCCAGGAGGGGACUAUGGAAAGAAAGAGCUUUCACCUGCGCUCCGCAACAGGUUCACUGAAAUAUGGUGUGAAAGUUGUACAAAUAGGCAAGACCUCUUGACAAUUGUGGAACAUAACCUCAACCCUGUCUUAUUGCUUGGGAAUCAAGAGGACGGCAGCUCAGGUGUUGGCAGCCGCUUGCUGGAUUUCAUUCAGUGGUUCACCAGUACAGAUGUAGGCAAGAGGUUUACUGUAAGUGUUCGGGAUAUUUUGUCAUGGGUGAACUUCAUUAAUGCCUGUACAGAAGAUCAGAAAAGUGAAGGGGAAAGUCAUGGCACCAAGAAACUGGAUCUAGCAACAGCGUACAUCCAUGGGGCCUGUCUCACGUUUCUGGACAGUUUUGGUUCAGGAAUAACGAGUAUUGAUAGUGCUGCCAACCUGAAGGCUCUGCGAAGUGCAGCGUUGCAGUAUCUGAUGAAGCAGAUGGAACUUGACUCUGCUGAAACUGCUGCGCAUUGUAGUGUUGCGGUCACUGAUACACAUUUUGGCAUCUCCCCGUUCUACGUCAGAAGAGGCAGUCUUCCCAUUGUUCUUGAUGGCUUCACGUUCUCAGCACCAACAACUGGUCUCAAUGCAUCUCGUGUGCUGAGAGCCCUGCAGCUGAAGAAGCCAGUUCUGUUGGAGGGAAGCCCAGGGGUUGGGAAAACCAGUCUAGUUGCAGCGUUGGCAAAGGCUGCAGGACAUCAGCUGACCAGGAUCAAUGUGUCUGACCAGACUGAUGUGUCAGACUUGUUCGGAGCUGACUUGCCGAUGGAAGGAGGUGAGGGUGGUCAGUUUGCCUGGCGUGAUGGGCCUUUCCUUCAGGCAUUGAAGACUGGUCAUUGGAUAUUGCUGGAUGAGCUAAACCUUGCAUCUCAGUCAGUGCUCGAAGGCUUGAAUGCAUGUCUGGACCAUAGAGGUGAAGUUUUCAUACCUGAACUUGGGAAAACAUUUCGCAUUCAGAGUGACAGCACACGUUUGUUUGGUGCGCAGAAUCCGCUGAGGCAAGGUGGUGCCAGAAGGGGACUCCCACAGUCAUUCCUAAACAGAUUUACCCAGGUUUAUAUUGACUGCUUAACAGAAGCUGACUUGGAGUUCAUUAUCAGAUACAUGUUUCCUGCUUUGCCAAGUGAUCUUAUUUCACGCAUGGUAAAAUUCAAUUCCCAAUUGGUCAGAGAAACAGGCGAGUUGAGGUUAUGGGGACAGAGAGGAGCACCAUGGGAACUGAAUUUGCGGGACUUGUGCCGGUGGUGUGAAGCAAUAAUUGCUGACUCUGCAAAAUAUGCGUCAUCAGAAAGGAAUGUCGCAUUCAAUCCAGGGAAGUUUAUUGACCUCAUUUAUGUAGACAGAAUGAGGACAAAAGAAGACAGAGAAAAGGUUAAAGAAACCUAUGUUCAAAAAAUGGGAUCAGAGUAUCCAUUAUUUUGCAGUUUUCCUCGAAUUCAUAUAACUCACAGUACUUUAUUUGUUGAUGACAUUUCCAUGUCACGCACUGGAAUGACGUCGCAGAGGACUCAAACUGUAGAUGAAGUCAGUGAAAGUGUUCAUCAGUUAGUGAAUAACUCAAAUCAGAGACAGCCUCAACAGCAGAAUAGUCUAAUGCUUCUGAGAGGACAGUUUCCUGUGCUGCGUUCGCUUGCGAGAUGUGUCGACAUGAACUGGUUGGCAAUACUGGUUGGUUCAGCUGGUAGUGGCAAAACAAGUGCAGUACAUUUGCUAUCUCAGUUGCUGGGGCAGGAACUUCGAGUUUUAUCCAUCAACUCUGCAAUAGACACCACUGAAAUUUUGGGGGGCUUCGAGCAGGCCGACUAUAGUCGUCACUUGGAUGAGAUUGCUGCACACGUGGAGCGUCUCCUCAUGGCUGCCGUGAGACGUCGGCUGAUGACGGGGAGUCGUGACGUCGCAGAGGCGUCAUGUGGGCUCCUGCGGCAGUGGGAGGAUUUCCGACAGCUCUCGAACCAAGGUCCAGAUGUGGAACACCAAACACUUAUUACUGAAACUAGUUUAUUUGGGUGUCGAUUGGCUGCCCUGCAAGCAAUAGUAGUUGCAUUGAUGACUGGCACUGCCUCUCACCAGUUGGGCCAACAGACCUGUGAGGCUGAACUGAAGGUUUUGGAACACAGACUCAAGAAGCUAGCUCAGAAUGUAGCAAAGGAAGGAAGUCUCAAUGCUGGUGGCAAGUUUGAGUGGAUUGACAGUGUUCUGGUUAAGUGUCUGCAAGAUGGCUGCUGGUUGUUGGUGGAUAACGUUAACUUGUGUUCACCUGCUGUGUUGGAUCGUCUUAAUGCCCUGCUGGAACCUGGAGGCAUUCUUACGAUUGGAGAGAGGGGUGUUGGCCCUGAUGGCCAGCUUGUUACGAUCUGCCCCCACCCAGGCUUUCGGCUCUUCCUAACUAUGGAUCCUCACAAUGGAGAAAUAUCAAGGGCCAUGAGAAAUCGUGGAGUUGAGAUCUACCUGCCGGGCCCGCAGGAAGAAGAGUACAGCUCCUUGGACCUCAGGUCCCUCCUGUACAAUGCUGGGUUGAGGUUGCAGAGUCAGCAGGAUGUGCUGUUAUCAGUGCAUAAUGUAAUGACUGAGGAGAAACGAGGUCUGGGUGAACCCCGGAUAGCUCAACUUCUUGAUGCGGCACUCCUGAUAUCACAGCAGAUAUCCCUUGGCCAGUGUCAGUAUGAAGCCUUCCUGUCCAGCUGCAGUGAUGUCUACAUAAAGUCGUGUGUGAGAACUGCCUCUGGAUCAUCACGAUGUUCAGACUUGAAACAAAAGUUGAGUCAGCUGUUAACAGAGACACUACACAAUAGCUCCCUCGUACAAGAAACCCGCCAUGAGCACUUAGAAGAUGGUUUUGCAAUGGAUGUUUUCACGUUGAACAUUUCCAGAGUGAAAGUAAAUGCAUCAUUUGCUGUUUUGAAACAGCAAGGUUCAGUGCUGAAAGCCAUGUUAGAAGCAAGUGUUUCAUCUGGAUCCAAGCACUCUGAUGAACUCACGGAAGUGGGAUGCAUGAAACAGUGUUCAGACACGGGACCACUGAACCAACUGCUGGAUGUUCAUGAUGAAAAUGUUGCUGGAAGUAAAGUAGCAGCAGUUGUCAACGUGAUUGAGCUCAUUCCAAAUCUUCUGCUCAUGUUCUAUGGAGCAGCGACUCAAAGUGACGUAGAACUUCGGCAUGAGUGGCUCUUGAAUUUGAUCACUGAAUGUAAGAGGAAGUGUCAAGGGGUGACUGCUGAGAUUAUUUUGAAGAAAUAUCAAAAAGUAUGUGAAAUGUUGAAGAGAACUCUUUGCCGAGCCUUUUCUUCAUCUCCAAACAUUCAUGUAAAUCUUGUGAAAAGUAUGUACAGUGUACGGGACUUACCGUGGGACAUUCAUCUGCUUCCACACAUUGCAGCAUUUUGUGGUUCCAGAUGUUCUGCAUGUGUAGGAGUAAAUAAACUGUCUCUUCUCCUUUGGUUCACCCUGAAGAAAAUACAGACAGAAAGAGUGACUGAAGAAACACUUCCUGGCAAACAGAAGUCUCUGACAGUGGUGGAAUAUUCAACAGCUUUGAUGCACGGCACUCUCGCAGAUGACAUUACAAGCCAUUGUGUCAUUACCAAAUUUUCACCUCUUAUACGUCAGUUUGAUGAAUGCUUUGAGGCUGCCUUGAAGUCCGAGGACACAUCCCUUGAUGUUGCUCAGUGUAACAGGCUGUAUGAAGCUCUGGAGUGGAGAUUCCGGUUGUCAGAGCUUGGAGAUUUACAGCUCGUCUGUACCGACAGGAAGAAGAAAGGAUUGAGAACCAGGAACUUAAUUGAGGAAGCUGUGUCGAAAUUGAGUGUUCAUUACAGAUGGCUUUCCAAGUGGACGGUACCGUCAUUGCAGCUCGUACUGAAGACGGAUGAAGCUGUAAGGAAUGGUGAGCUGGUGAGUCAGUUUGAGUACACACUGCAGGUGAUUGAUGCCAGUCUGGCUGUUUCAUCAUCAGCAUUGCUACCAGUUGGGAAGCAUGUGAGGCAGUUCUUGUGUCAGCCUGUACCGCACGCCAGCAAGCAGCAAGUCGAGCUGUGGCAGCAGAUGCAAAGAUUGUCAGAUCUGCUGUCUCUGUGGCCAGGUGAUAAAUGGACUCACCAUGCUAAGUCUAAAGACAUUGUUGGCUUCCUCCAGACACAGGCUGGCAUGAAGGCUCGUCUUGACCUUGUUCGAGCCCACCAGUGGUUGGUUCGUGGAGAUAACACUGACCAAGUGAGUUAUGUCAUUAAGGAAGUAGAGAAGUCGUGCCAGGAGUCUGGUCUCACCCAUUGCUCUCCAUACACCGUCAGCAGGGAGAAUGGCUCUGUUAUGCACAGUAACUCGGAGGUUCCAUUAUGGCCAGUACUUGAAGUGCUGUGCAUUGCCCUCAGUGGUGCCCUCAAGCGGGCAUUAUGUCAGCAGAAUGGAAGCAUUGCAUCAUGCCAAGACAUUGCCAGAAAUCUAAGUUCCCUUAUGCUACCGCUGCCAAGCAUCCCUCCUAUACUGGUAUCAAUGGUUAAAUUUCUGGCUGAAUCAAAUGAGCUGCUGACUGAUGCCACUUCAGACAGAUUUAAGAAUCUCAUUCCAGAAUUAAUAAUGGUGAUAUUACAACAUUCAGAGCUGUCUCCAAGUGUAAAACAGCUGAAACACUGGUUGUCAUGGAGACGGGAAGCUUCGGAUGGUGAAAGCAAUGGAAGUGAGAUGGAAGUGGAUUGGACAGGAGCUGAUGAUAACAGAGAAGAUGCCUUUCCUCUGCAUUGCCCACUUAUGACAAACAUUGUGACAUCAUUUGCUUUGCCAAAUUGCCAAAGCAGCAGCACUGAGACUACACUGGGCUCACACAGAGCUUAUAAGCGACAGCUCAGCGUACUGAAGGAAGUACUUUGGAGAAAUACAAAAGUUCUUUCAGCACCAGAACUUAACUACAAGUUAAAUGAUGCUCUGAGUGUUCAGUCUUUCUUCCGAAGAUUUGUACGAGCCCUGCUCUCGGCACUGGGCAGCAGUGCAGCUGAAGAGCCAGGUGGAAACUGUGUGGCCCAUGUCGAGCAAGUGGUGCAGAUUCUGAAGGACUAUAAAGGUGGUGACAGAUGGCAGCACCAUGCUUCUGCAGGUGAAGAGAAGAAACAGUUUGCAGAUGUGCUGGUGCACUUAGCUGACACAGUCAUGGGUCUAGAGGACAGUGUAAGGACUGUCGCAGGUUCUUGUGGCAAAGUCACGGCAGGGGAUGUCAGUGACUUUCAGAUGUUUGUGUCAGCAGCAGAAUCCUGGGUCCUUUUAGGAUUCUUGCAGGUUGUGUUAUUUGCAGAUCUUGGACUAAUGGAUCCAGUGGCAAAGAGAAGACUGAAGUUACAGUAUGUUUCAGAAGAGCUAGAGGAAACUGGAAAGAUGUUGUAUGCCCAGGAACUGCAGUCACGUGUUUGUAGCGCAAGUCUUGAUAAGUUUGAUGACAGUCACCUUCACCCUCGUAUUGUAGCACUCAGAGAGAGACAGAAGCAUUUGGUUACCAGACAGCACAAACUCAACGACCGUGUAGCUGCAAGGCCUGAUCCCCCGCUGUUUGACUCUUUAGCUAAGGAAACACUGCACUAUUCAAAAAGUUUGGCUUCCAGUGAGGUGGUUCUGAAUAUGCACAGACGCCUUGUUGAUGCAAUUCACAAAUUGGAUACAAACUCAAAGAGUGAUAAAGAAAAGAUGGCCUUCAUCAGCAGAGCAGAAGAUGUGUUGAGGGAGGAGAAGGUGUGGCAGGAGUCACAGUUGAGAUUUUAUGACAAACUGAACAGUCGUUACUGCAGUUGGUACCCGGACAUGGUGAAGCCAUUGCUUUCUGCUGCGACCCAGCUUUGCUAUGGAAUGCGCCAGUUAGCUACUGUACUUCAGAAGGCAGUGAUCCGAACCAGAAUGUCACUUGGAAAUGAGCAACUCAAUUUGAACAAGUUGUUGCGUGACCUUGUUCGCUUCCCGUCUUUGGGAGAGGGCCAGUCCUCUCUUGUGUCUCUUGUGAAUACCUGCACAUCUGACAGCACAGUAGCCGUGAUCAACAGAGUUUUGAGUGAAGGGACUGAUCUGCAGCAAGCCAGAAGGGCAACAUACUGCUUAAUUAAAUCAAGCCUUGAAGAGCUGAAGAAUCUUGUAAUGAUCAGAGGUGAAUUAAAGGAUGAAAUUUGGGUGAAAAUUACACAGCUUCUGGAUCAUAUCGUAAGAGACUGGAACCAGCAGGAGGACGAGAGAAAACAAAAGGCAAAGGAAGAAGAGAGCUUGUUUGUUACAAAAUGCCGAACACUAAGCGAUGCAGAGCAGGUUGCUCUAGAGGUAGAGGAGAUGUUUCCGUCAUCUGGUGCCGGUGACUUCGGUGACCUGCAGCAACAGGCCACACUAGAGCAAGUUCCAGUUGCAGAGAAAGCCCAGAGUGUGUCCAUAGUUGACAUACUGACUGAAAAAGACAUGGCCUCUAUCUGCCAGCUACAUUGUCAUAUAGUGUGGACAUACACGAGCUGUGCAUGGCUGUCACCUGCGCUCGUCUGUGGCAGGCAGUGCCACCUGAAACCAGAUUUCAUCACACCGUUACUGCAGAGAUACAAAAUAUUUGGCUUGCUGUUGGAGAAUCUGUCGAGAAGUCUUGAUAGCUCCCUCGACAUUGCCCUCUAUCCCAGUCUGUCACUACUCACGUCUGCGACACUUGCCUACAUUGAGAAAGGGAGAACAAAGUUCUCCGAUGUUGGUGACUUGCCACUGACUGGUAGUCCGUCACGACAAGGGAAGUUCCUUGGCGGAGUGCCUAAAGUGAAGAUAUUUGACUUCUACAGAGAUGGCUUUGUUGAGGAAGUGAAGCAGUGCUUUCCAGUGCUGAUGGCUGUGGCCGUCAGAGUUAGAGAACUUCUUGCAGAAUGGCCAGACCAUCCUACUUUAAAACAGAUGCUCGUCAUCAUACAGCGGAUUCUGAACUUCCCAUUGACCAGUCCAGUUUCACGUUUCCUCACCGGUUUAGAGCUUCUCUUGGAUAAGAUGCAUGAGUGGGAAGAGAAUGCUCACAGUGGUGUCAGCUUAGCAGCCCUCUGGAAGUCAGUGACAGAUCAGAUUGGCAGCUGGCGCAAGCUGGAACUGCAGUGCUGGAAGGACAGUCUUGACAAUGUGGCAAGGAAAGCAGAAGCAGCUGCAUCAAAAUGGUGGUUCUACAUUUAUUCCCUAGUGGAGUCAUUCACAGCCAAGCAGACAGAGUCAUCAGCACAAGAGUUGGUAAAAACUUUUCAGAAAUUCAUGGAACAGUCAUCCCUUGGAGAGUAUGAAGCAAGGCUGAACAUUUUGUUUGCGUUUCACUGCCAUGUUGUUCACAUGCAGCAGGCAGUUUGCAGAGAUGAGGUGAUGAACAUACUAUGGAAUGUAUACCACUACUACUCUCAGUUCUCGGAAGCUGUAGCAACAAGAAUUAGAGACUUGAGGGCUCCCAUUGAAAAGAAAUUGAAAGAUUGUGUGAAGAUUUUCCGUUGGGACGACAUUAGUCACUGGGCCAUUAAGGAGGCCAUAAAGAAGGUACACAAGACCCUUCACAAACACAUCAGACAGUUUCAGGAAGUUCUGAAUCAGCCAGUAACAGAGUCCUUAACAAAUCCGUCAUCCGAAACAGGAGGCGUAAAUAUAGGAAUGUGGGACCGACCUCAACGCCAUCAACCAAGGACGUACCAGAGUCUGUUGGAGCCUAUGAAUUUUAUAGCAGACACCAGACUCAAGAAAUUAACAGUGGAAUGGGAUGAUGCCAUUACAGAAGGCUCACUCCUUAAUCGAUCUGGGUCGCUAUUUAUGAAAGCUAGAAAACUUUGCAGAGAAACAAUUCUGAACACUCCAUAUGCCAAAUGUGUUCAGACAGUGGAAGGGCUGAUAACUGAAGUUAUUGAAACAUCAAACCAUUUGAAGAACCUGGAAGUAUCAGCUGACUUACCAAAACCUAAGCAGAAAUCUCAGGCUAAGAACUUCCUACAACAGAAGCGAAAAGCGCUUGCUGAUUUGUUUCGGGGUCUCCAGCAAAUAGGGCUUUCCUACAGGACUGGCCUUGUAUACUGGAAUACAGGGGAAGUUGGUACACAUGAGUUUACUUUGCCCCCAGUGGACCUUCGAGCAGCAUUCCAGCAUCUCAAAAACAGACGUGUUGAUGGUCAGCUGUUGUCGCUUUGGAACGGCUGUGAAAUUUACUUCUUGCGUUCAGUAGCAAGAUUGGCAUUGCUGAAUAUUUGUCUUCAGAAUCCGGCCAGAGAUUUGGGACCCCCUGCUGUUGAGAGGUUCAGGGGAUUUGCGGCCCAUCUCAUGGUACUGGCUCGCGAACAGAAGCUGUUGCUCUGUGACAGUAGUCAGUUGCUGUGUUCACUACGCUCUAAGAUUUCUCAGUUGGCAGCCAUGGAGGAAACAGCCAUUGUAUUACCCAGACAGUCAGUACUGCAGAGUUGGUUGGAGAGACUGAAGGCAUUGCUGGUGACAUGCACAAUUUGCUUGGAGCAGUUCCGUAUAUUCCUUUAUUGUUGUCCUUCUCAUGAAGAGCGAGACAUCAACUCAGAUAUGGCAGUUCCAGCUCUGGAACUUUCUGAAUUCCCAGCAAUUGUGCAAGCCACAAAGGGUGAUCACACUUGGAAUUUGGCAGAGGAGAAAGUCAAAUACUUGUUGUCUGCUGUGUCCAAGCUCAAAUAUACAAUGGAGAAAUCAGAAAUUGUUCCAUCCUCUCUGUAUGGUACUAAAGUCCGAGCAGCGGGUUCGACAGCACAGUCAAACAUGCUGAUGUCACAUGCACAAUGUGAAUUGUUGGUGAAUGGCUACAGCCAAAUGGAAGAAUUUGCAAAUGACAUAGGUACACUGAAGACUGUGUUUGAGCAGCCGAAUAAAGCCGAAUGCCAGGAAAGUGGACCUCAAGUAGCUGAAGACAGCCAGACAGCGAGAGGUGUGAAUCCCAUGAUAAGCAGUCUUAUUUGGCUGCAGCAGCACAUGCUUGAAGAAUCAACAGAGUUCUCCUUGUCCACAUCUUCACUGCAGGCAGGUGCAUCAGUUGCUGAAAGUGGGACAGUGCCAAGAAGCACUGAGCAGGACGCCACAGUCAAGGACUUCAGAGAAGAGACAGAGAAGUUGCUGAAGAACUUGCUGGUGGCUGUACAGGACGUUUAUAAGAAGUGUAACGAGAAAAGUGAGGAAGGCAUGAAACAAACUAAGGAUGUGGAGAAUAAUGUUGAUGAAGGAAAUCAGAUUGAAGGUGGACAGCUUAAAGUGUUUGAAUCCUUGUCUGCUUCUUUAUCCAUGUUUCGUAUGAGCCAAAUAAAUGAAGGGUUACAUCUGCUGAUGCAGAAACUUGUAACAAUUCUGGAUGCAGAGGGUGUCCAGGAAGGAAAUGUCUGCAAAAGGUUGCUCCUGCUCUGCCUACCCUGCCUGGACCAGCUGGUGCUUUUCUACCAAUUCUUUGUGACGCAGCAGGUGGCUUUGUAUCGAGUUAGCUGCAAACUGCUCUCUGUCCUGCUGGCUAUCUUCCUUGAGUUAGCUCAAAAGGGCUUUUGCAUUCCUCCUGAACUGGCUGCAAGUGAGGAAGAAUCUCAAAAAGACAGUGCAGCUGGUGGACAGGGCCUGGGAGAGGGGGAAGGGGAGAAGGACAUCUCAGACCAAAUGGAGAGUGAAGAGCAGUUGGAAGAUGCCAGACCAAAGGGAGAAGAAAAGACAGAAGAAAAUGAAGAUUGCAAGGAGGAGGAGAAGGGAAUUGAGAUGUCAGAAGACUUUGAGGGGAGGGUCCAAGAUUUUGAGCAGAAAGAAGAUGAAGAAGGUGACUCGGAUGAAGAGAAUGAUGAAGAGGAACCAGACAAAGAAAUGGGAGAGACAGAUGCUGGGGCAGACAGACUGGACCAGCAGAUUUGGGGCAGCGAUUCAGAAGAUGAAGGUGAAGAAAACAAGGAUGAUGAAAGAGGAAGUGGAGAAAAAGUUGGUGAACCAGAACUUGCAGCAAAUGAAGGAGACAGUAAACCUGAAGGGGAGAGUGAUGAAGAGAUCACAAGGAAACAGGAACCAAAGAGGAAAGAAAUCAAUGAAAUGGAUGAUCCAGAUGAAAAUGAUGAUCAGAUAGAUCCAUAUCAUGGUAAGCAUGAACCACAGCCUGAGCCAGAACCACUUGACCUUCCCGAAGAUCUUCAGCUCGAUGAUGGUGAAAGAAAAGAUGGAGCAGAUGAGGAUGGACAGGACGAGAAUCCUUUUGAUAUUGACAAAAUGAAAGAACAAAGAGUGCCAGACGAGGAAAAGAUGGAAAAAUCAAAGGAUGAAGAUUUGCCUGAAGAAGAAGAGCAGAUUGAUUCUGAUGAUGAAGAAACUGAAGAAGGCAGAGAGAAAGAGCAAGAAUGUGAGGAGAGUUGGAAGUCGGAUUCAGCUGAUGCAGAAGGAGGAGGCAGCAAAGAUGAAGAGAAGGCAGGGGAUGAGCCAAAAGUGGAACCUGAGAAGGAGAUCCAAGAGGAACGUGCAAAACCAUCACAGGAUCAUCCAGCUGAGAUACCUGCAGAACCUGCAGCAGAAAUGGACCAGGCAUAUGGAUCAAAAGAUCAGGUUACUGCUGAUAAAGACAGAGAUAAGAACACAAUAGGGCUACAGCCACCUGAAGAAAGCAGUGCAGAAGGGAAGAAUGAUAAACAAGGAGUGGGACAAGCACAGGCUGAGCAAACUGAUACCGGGCACCAUGGAGAUGUGACAGCCCACGAGGAUAAUGUUCAGACUGGUGACAGCCAAAAGGAACAGAACAUAAGGAGGCGGCAGCAUUUACAAGAAAGUGACAGUAACAGGAGCCUGGGAGAGAUCAGUGAGCCUGUCAAGAAGAAACUCAGAAUGGUGAACAUGACAGUGGAAGAGGAGAGAGAAGAACAGGAGGAGGAGGAGGAGGAGGAGGGAGGACCUGAGAACCAUAAGAAUGCUGACAUCUACCAGCAUAUAAGAGAAGCCAAGAAAAAGUUUGAUACUCAGGCUUUAGAUGCUGCAACCAAGGAACAGGCAGAGAAGCAGCCAGUUCCAAAUUUGGAGGAAGAGAGCGGAGAAGAACCCAAAGAAGAUGACAGCAUGGAGCUUGAGGAUGACACAGUUCCACAUGAAGAUGAAGUCCCUAUAAGAAGUUCAGAAAAUGUUUCAGGCAAUAAGAAACACAGUCAGGAAGAAAGUGAGAGGGCAUCUGGAGAGAGAGUUGAUGAGGGUGGUGAUGCAGAAAUGUGUGUGCAAGUGGACGGUGAUCAAGUGGAGACACUGGGUGCUGCAAGAGGCAGUGAGACCACGUUUCAUACUGUGCCUGGAGAGAUAAUGGCUGAUGCCUCUCAGAAGGAUUUAAUGUCUCCAGAAGAUUACCAUGCUUUGAGAUCUCAGUUGGAGAGUCAGUUGGCAACUUGGAGUCAGCCUCCGCCGGAUGAAGAAGCAGUGAGAGCAUGGGAGUUGUUCAGUGCUGUGACUUCUGGAUUGGCUCGAGACCUCAGUGAACAACUCAGGCUAGUGUUGGAACCUACACGGGCCUCUCGUCUGCGAGGAGACUAUCGUACCGGACGUAGAAUCAGCAUGAGGAAGGUAAUUCCAUACAUAGCAAGUCAGUUCCGAAAAGAUAAAAUCUGGCUCAGAAGAACAAAGCCAUCUAAACGUGAAUAUCAAAUAGUGCUGGCUAUUGACGAUUCCUCCAGCAUGGCAGACAAUCAUUCCAAGGAGCUGGCAUUUGAGUCCCUGGCUCUUGUAAGUCGAGCCUUGACGCUGUUAGAGGCUGGAGAGUUAGCAGUGAUAAGUUUUGGAGAGACCCCGAGAGUGCUGCAUCAGCUGGGAAAUCCCUUCACAGAAAAGAGUGGUGCAAGCUUAUUACAGAAAUUCUCAUUUGAGCAGAAGAAUACCCGUGUGGGCCAGCUUGUAGACUUUGCGACAACAGUGUUUACAGCAAAUCGUUCUCGGCCACUAAGCAGUAAUGAGCGUGCUCAGUUGUUAGUAAUUGUAUCAGAUGGUCGUGUCAUGAGUGAGGGUCCUGACAAGGUGAAGCAAGCUGUAAGGAGAGCCAAACAAAGUGGCAUCUUCAUGGUUUUUGUCAUUGUGGACAACCCUGAAAGCAAGGAUUCUAUUCUGGACAUUCAGCAACCAAUAUUCAGUGGAACGAAGUGCCUGGGCUUCUCAUCCUACCUUGACAGUUUUCCCUUUCCUUUCUAUUUGAUUCUGCGGGAUAUCAAUGCUCUGCCAAGUGUUCUGAGUGAUGCAUUGCGACAGUGGUUUGAGCUGGUUACAAAUAUGGAUAAAUAGCCAGUACCACAUUGAUACUAUGGUUACGUAUCCACAGCAUACAUAUGGUUGUGCUCCACAAACCAUGGUAUUCUGAGGGCAGUCCAUACCACCAUCUAGUGCCAAGAUGUGCUUCCAUAUAUACAGGUUUGCCAUAGCUCAAGCGGUUAGUUGCUGGCUUCCCACCGUGGUGGCCCGGGUUCAAUCCCGGGUCUGGUCAAG
Molecule: messenger RNA, 17088 nt
Organism: Cryptotermes secundus
Lineage: Eukaryota; Metazoa; Arthropoda; Insecta; Blattodea; Kalotermitidae
Product: midasin
Exons: 74
Coding region: 106-16887 (5593 amino acids)
Biological process (GO): ribosomal large subunit assembly; rRNA processing
Cellular component (GO): preribosome, large subunit precursor; nucleus
Molecular function (GO): ATP hydrolysis activity; ATP binding
Source: RefSeq, a predicted model, not a curated record